Messenger RNA from Tigriopus californicus, 830 nucleotides. RefSeq names its product large ribosomal subunit protein mL40-like (gene mRpL40). The record is from RefSeq and is a predicted model, not a curated record. Bases 99 to 779 code for a protein of 226 amino acids. The transcript has 2 exons. Lineage: Eukaryota; Metazoa; Arthropoda; Copepoda; Harpacticoida; Harpacticidae. Gene Ontology annotation, cellular component: mitochondrial large ribosomal subunit; mitochondrial ribosome.
CCACAACAACACAACAACACUUCGCCAAGCUGACAAGGUGAAGACAUAUAAAACAGUAGACAGUAGUGAUUGGUGUCGGACAGACGGAUACGUGGAUAAUGAGUGUGUGGGCCUUGUAUUCCGGGUUAACACGGGCGCCCUUAUGGCGGACUUGGAGUCACGCUUGGGCUCCGGCGAGUGUAAGUGGGCUUGGCCUUCACACAAGUGGACCGCUGGCCAUGCUGCCCGGCAAAAAGAAGAAGCGCAUGGAUCCGGCCUUGGAAAAAUUCAAGGAUGAGCGCAAAAUCAAGCGCUUGACCAAGGCCUUGAAGAAGAUGCAAAAGAAGGACCGAAUCCUCAAGCCUGUCUUGGAAGUUGAGGUUCCGCCGCAUUUGGUCAAGGAAAAAGUCCAACGGGAUCGGGGCACUGAGGUCCCGUAUGAGAUCCAAGAAGAACGCAUUCUCUUAGGCAAGCAGUGGAGUCGGUUUUGCGGGAACCGGAACCGCAAAGAGGUGCGCCAAUUUGACAAUGUCAUUUUGAGCCAACAAAAGGCUUUGGAUGUGCUGAAGACCCUGUCUCCGGCCUUGCAUUUUGAGGCCAUUCAACACGACCCGACAUUGCUUCCAUUCAAGGCCAAGGGUCCCGUUUACACGCUGCCAAUUCCGGAGUACAUCCAGGACGGCGAGUACAAGGAUGUGACGAAGGAGUUCACUAUCAAAUACGGGGACAUGAAACAGUUCAUGACCCAGCUCAUCUCCAAUCCCAGGAGGAGGAGCAAAAAGCAAACCGAUGAGUCCUAGCUGAAUGUGAAUGAUAAGUGAAUGACGAAUAAAAGCAAUAAAAGCUACAAA